AUGGAAACGAACAAUGGUACCUUAGAGAUCAAAAGUGAUGAACAGCCAACCGGAAAUGUGACACAAAGUCAAAAUGGCUUACCAGAGGCAGAUAAUAAACCAUCAACAGUCAUCAGGAUCCCGGAAAGGGUUCCUUGUGAAACAGCUGACCAUGACAUUUCUAAGGAACUGGAAAAGCAGCUAGAAGACAUUAUCCAGACAUAUGCCUCUUCUGAUGUUACAAGUAUUAAGAAUGAGAGUAUAACUUUACCAACCAAGGAGGAACAAUCAAAUGAUGAUGGAGAUACUGAUGUUACAAACACAGAAGAAUCAAAAGAAUCAAUUUCUUCAUCAGAUGCCCCAUUGGCCAAGGACCCAGCUGUCAGCAAAGAGCAAAGUCCUGAAAAGAAAAUUCUGAAGGGAUUAGGUAAAGAGGCAGCCCAACUUCUGCAAAGCCUUAACAAGCUUACCACACCAGAGGAAAAACUAGAAGCCUUGGCAAAGAAGUAUGCAGAACUGCUUGAAGAACACCAUACAGAACAAAAACAGAUGAAGCAGCUGCAAAAGCGACAAUUGCAGCUAAUAAAAGAAAAAGACCAACUACAAAGCGAUCACAGCAAAGCUAUUCUUGCACGUAGCAAACUGGAGAGCCUAUGCCGGGAGCUACAGAGACACAACAAAACACUCAAGGAAGAGAUAAUUCAGCGUGUUCGAGAGGAUGAAGAAAAACGUAAAGAUAUCACUAAUCAUUUCCAGAUAACACUGGCAGAUAUCCAGAGCCAGAUAGAGCAGCAGAGUGAGCGCAACAAUAAACUGUGCCAGGAAAAUGCUGAGCUAGCAGAGAAGCUCAAGAGCAUUGUCAGCCAAUAUGAAGGCAGAGAAGAGAAUCUGGACAAGAUGUUUAAACAGAGGGAACUUCAGCAAAAGUUGGUGGAUGCCAGGCUAGAACAAGCCCAAGAACAUAUGAAAGAAUCAGAGGAGAAGCACAAGCGGGAAAAGGAUUUUUUGCUGACACAGGCUGCUGAAUGGAAAGUACAAACCAAAAUGCUGAAAGAUCAAGAGACUCUCCUGAAAACCCAGAUUGCGCUAUACUCUGAGAGAUUUGAUGAAUUUCAGAGUUCCCUGACUAAAAGCAAUGAAAUUUUCACAAGUUUCAAAAAAGAAAUGGAAAAGAUGACAAAGAAAAUGAAGAAACUGGAAAAGGAUACGAACACCUGGAAAACACGGUUUGAGAAUUGCAAUAAAGCUCUGCUGGACAUGAUUGAAGAGAAAGCUCUGAAGGCUAAAGAAUAUGACUGCUUUGUGGUAAAAAUUGAGAGGCUGGAAAAGCUUUGUCGAGCACUGCAGGAAGAAAGAAUUGAACUGUACAGAAGAAUUAAAGAAGCCAAGACACACGAUAAUGAUGAGGUGGAGGAGGACGAAGAUGUAGCUGAUCGUGAGGACCUUGACACUGCAGCACAAGAUGAAAGCUCUACCACAGAGCCUUCUGGAAUAGAUGAAAAAAUCAUCAAAGAUCUAGAAACUGCUUUUAAGGUGACCCACUGUUUGCAGGAGACCGCAGAAGAAAGCAGUCUGGAAUGUCUACAAUCAGAUGCCAGCAAAUUGGCUACUGCAGUUGAACAGCCUGCAGAGUCAUUAGAAGGUGCAGCCUGUCCAGAGGUGACAGUACAGAAUCCAUCAAAGGUUGAAUCACAACAAGGUUCAGAGUAUAAUGACAUGGAAGAUGUAGACUAG
Messenger RNA from Nanorana parkeri, 1713 nucleotides. RefSeq names its product taxilin beta (gene TXLNB). Bases 1 to 1713 code for a protein of 570 amino acids. Gene Ontology annotation, molecular function: syntaxin binding. Lineage: Eukaryota; Metazoa; Chordata; Amphibia; Anura; Dicroglossidae. The record is from RefSeq and is a predicted model, not a curated record. The transcript has 9 exons.